Molecule: messenger RNA, 1437 nt
Organism: Bacidia gigantensis
Lineage: Eukaryota; Fungi; Ascomycota; Lecanoromycetes; Lecanorales; Ramalinaceae
Exons: 2
Coding region: 1-1437 (478 amino acids)
Biological process (GO): protein N-linked glycosylation
Cellular component (GO): Golgi membrane
Molecular function (GO): glycosyltransferase activity
Source: RefSeq, a predicted model, not a curated record
AUGAUUGUCCACUCUCGGACCCAAUCAGUCGUAGUAUUUACAUUCGCAUUCCUUGUCGUCCUUUACUUGACUUGGCAUCAUAAGGAUAAACUAUCUUGCGGGCUACGAGUUCUGCGAAAGAGUAGCGAUUGUCGAGGACGAUCAGGCAGUGACAUUCCUGGGGCGGCUACGGAAUUACAAUCAGAGUCGGAAGACCUCAACGAUGGACAGAAAGUCUUUGCAAGCGAUGACGACCUUGGAUCUCCCAAGAUCAUACAAUGUAGCAUGAGCUGGGGUGAUAUGGCUCACGUCUAUCCAAAUGCUCUAGAGACCCACUCCAAACACGGAAAGAGAUGGGGCUACCGAACCCAUCAUUUUGGCCACAAAAUUGUUCAUGCGGAGAAAGCGCAAAGCGAAAAUUUCAAUAGGCUCUACUACAUUCAGUCAAUCAUGCUUCAAGAGUUGAGAAAGCCUCCUAUUUUACGUGCGGCGUGGGUUGUUUGGUACGACGCAGACACAAUUCUUUUAAAUACCGAGAUUCCAUGGGAAACCUUCCUGCCACCUAAAGACGCCCUGUUCAGCAAUAUUAACAUGCUCGUCACGAAAGACGGAGAGGACUUCACAGACGGUAUUUUCUUCAUCCGCGUCUGCGAGUGGAGCCUUGAGGCUAUUUCAUCAGCCAUCGCCUUCCCCAACCUUCAACCACAAGAAUACAUCACACUGGCUACCGGAGGAGGCAGCACUCUUCAAUGGGCGUUCGAUCGCCCGCAUUUCCGGAAGCACAGGAUGUAUCAGCCGCAGCAUUGGUGGAAUGAACAUGAGCAUGUGCACAAGCAACCGACUAAUGACUCUGCGGAAGACGAGAGCGAGACGGAGAGCGUAAUGAAAGGUGUCAUCAACAUGCACUUCCCUCAAAAGCAAGCGAAUCGCGAGAAAUCGGUUGAAUGGUGGCUCACCGAGCUCCAGCAGUCGCCUAAGGAAUUUGUCAUUGCUUUAGACGACACCAAAUAUGAGAAAGAAAUCGACGACUUCUGGUCUCUGCUCAAGAAAGCCGAAGAAACUUUGAAAUGGUCCAACAAAGCCAAUGCGAGGAUGAAGAAGAAGUUCAAUGUCCAAGCGACUCCGAAUUUGGUAAGGGAAGCUGAGGAGGCGCUGCAAGAAGCGAUCUACGAGGAGGCAUAUGAUGGCGAAAAGGUUCAAUUUCGUAUCAAUGCGUUGAAGGAAACGAGUAAGGCUGCAGAGAAGGAGGCUAUGGACUCGAAGCAUGAUUUGACAAAUUUUCUGCCCGAUGAUAAGCAGGAAGGGACAGAGGAAGGGAAGGAUGAGAAAUCCGAUGAUGCAGCUAAAGAAAGUGAAGAGGAGGGCGGAGGUGCUAGAUUUGGGACGUCGCCACCUAAAUUAGAUCAGCAAGAUCAGCGGAAGGGCAUCAACGGCACCCUUGAAGCGCGCCGACUUUGA